Sitophilus oryzae (rice weevil) is the source of this 5690-nucleotide messenger RNA. RefSeq names its product putative vitellogenin receptor (gene yl). Gene Ontology annotation, molecular function: protein binding; calcium ion binding. The coding region runs from base 105 to 5453 and encodes 1782 amino acids. NCBI's taxonomy places the organism in Eukaryota, Metazoa, Arthropoda, Insecta, Coleoptera, Curculionidae. The transcript has 27 exons. The record is from RefSeq and is a predicted model, not a curated record.
AUGCGGUUUGUGCCUAUGUUGUCCAUGUUGGGAAAAAAUGUCAAAAAUUUAUUGCUGAUAAUUUAUUCGUGCUGUUUUUAGUUGCUUUCAGAAUUUUAGUGAGGAUGCUGAUCUACACGGUUUUUGUGCUGCUCAGUAGCGUAGUUUACGCCUCUGCGUUUCUGGAACUGUUCUAUCCAGAAUUUGUCUCAAGCAACUGUUCCAGCCAAGAGUACCAAUGUACCAACUCCAAGUGCGUUCCAACAAGUGUACGGUGCGAUAGCAACAACGAUUGUGGUGAUUUUAGUGAUGAAAAAGACUGCGAGAUGUUUCUGUGUAAAGAACCCUCGUUUUUUCGCUGUAAGAACCACCGAUGCAUUUCAAAAUCCUUCUUAUGUGAUGGUGAAAACGACUGCGGUGAUUUCUCAGACGAGAACAACUGUGAUAACUUUAAAGUUGAGCACAUAUCUUUGAACGCUACCUGCGCAAAAGGCGAAUGGCAAUGUACCGAUAAGUUGUGUAUACCAGAAGAUUGGGUUUGCAAUGAUGAACUGGAUUGCUUGGAUGGCUCAGAUGAAGGAAUUGGAUGCACCACAUUUGAAAAAGACUGUGAUGGUUUCAGAUGCAAAAAUCACCGUUGUGUGCCCAACGAAUGGCGAUGUGAUGGUGUUAACGAUUGUAUAGACAACAGUGAUGAACAAGAUUGCGAACACCAUUUCGAUGUCAAACAGUGUACUUUCGAUCAGAAAAAGUACAUUUGUAAUGAUGGAAAAGCCUGUUUAGAUCUCAAGGAUGUUUGCAAUGGAAAAUUUGAUUGUUUGGACAAAUCAGAUGAAGGCGGUCUAUGCAAUCAAUCCUCAAUGACAUGCAGCCACCACGGAUGCAGUCAUGAAUGCAUCCAGCUACCUACAGGUCCACGAUGUCUAUGCCCCUCUGGAUAUCAUAAUAUCGAUGAAAAAACCUGCACAGAUAUCAAUGAAUGCGAAGAAUAUGGAAUCUGUGACCAGGAAUGCAGAAACACUCAAGGUUCCUAUCAGUGUUCUUGCCAGAAGGAGUACCACCUUCAGGAAGAUGGAAGAUCUUGCAAAGCCACAGGAGGGGAGGCUUCUAUGAUCUUCAGCUCGAAAAACGAGAUCAGGUCAUAUUUGCUUACUAGCAACUUGCUAUUUCCUGUAGCUAAUCAUUUGAAGCAAGUAGUGGGCGUGGGGCAAGAUGGCAAUAAUAUUUACUGGACUGAGGUUUUUACCCAACACGAAGCUAUAGUCAAAGCCUCUGUAGAUGGUUCAGAAAGAGAUGUGUUGGUAACUGCUGGGUUGGCACUGCCUGAAGAUCUGGCCGUUGAUUGGUUAACUGGAAACGUCUACUUCACUGACGGGAAACUUCAGCACAUUGGCGUAUGCACCAAUGAUGGCACGCACUGCACUGUCUUAAAUAACAACGAUAUUAGAAAACCUCGAGCUAUAGUGUUGGAUAUAGAAGAAGGAACUAUGUAUUGGACAGAUUGGGGUGAACCAGCUGAAAUAGCGUUCUCCCACAUGGAUGGAACCCAAGAUAGACCUUUCCUGAGGGAUAACGUUCACUGGCCCAACGGUUUGGCAUUGGAUGGGCCUAAUAAAAGACUAUAUUGGACAGACGCCAAGAAAAUGGCCUUGGAGAGUAUCAGGUUGGACGGUACAGACAGAAGGGUCAUCUUGGAAAACGUGGUCAAACAUCCAUUUGCCAUAGCCGUAUUCGAGGACAAACUCUAUUGGUCAGAUUGGGAGACCAUGUCCAUAGACUCUUGUAACAAAUUCACCGGGAAAAACCAUACAACAUUAAUCAAAGAACACAAGAACUUCAUCUACGGUAUCAACAUCUACCAUUCAUCUUUACACCAGCGCACUCACAAUCCUUGCAACAGCGCAUACUGCAGUGACAUUUGCCUGUUGACAGUUGAGGGAGGCUAUACUUGCGCUUGCUCAGAGGGCAGGAAGUUAGGAUUGGAUAUGCAUACAUGCAGGGAAGUGGAGAAAAAGCAAGUCAUAGUCGUAGCAGCAAAAAAUCUUCUGUUACAAGUUGAACACAAGAACUUAGGCAGACAGUCCACAACCCUUUUACCCUCUGUGGUAAAAAAAGCAGGCGCACUGGCCUAUAACAGCAGGAACAACAGUCUUUUUAUCAGUGACAUCGAAACCAGAAGAAUUUUAGAGCUAAAUCUACAUACCAGCAUUAGUAGAACUCUACCAUUACAGAUUCUUGGUAAAAUAACAUCUAUGGAUUAUGAUGCAUCCAGCAACAACCUUUUCUUCUGUGACACUUCCAAAGCAACUCUGGAAGUGGUCAGCUUGAACACAAUGUCUCGCAAAGUGCUCAUCCACGACCUUGACGAUGAAAUGCCUGUUUCUGUAGCUUUGGUACCAUCAGAAGGGAUAAUGUUCGUGGCUUUGGCAGAAAAGUCAGGAAUGUCUGGACACGUCGACAGAAUGUUUAUGGACGGAUCUGGCAGAACUCACAUCAUAGAAACUGAUUUGGGUAGUAAGAUUUCAUUGCACUACGAUCAAAAGUACCACCGGCUCUUCCUGGUCGACGCUUUCAACGGUGUGAUCAAGCACGUGAGUGUGGACGGUGAAGAAGUUCACUUGUUCAAGCGACUUCACACUUUUCCUACAGACCUAACAACGCUGAAUAAUGAUUUGUUUUGGGUUAACGAGUACACUCCGGUACUGUUCUGGACUGAGAAGUCUUCAGGAGAUAACACACAAAAGCUUUCCUUAGACAUGGUGAUCGACUCAGAUACAAAAUUGCAUCUAGCCUCUGUGACCUCUGGCUUAAAUCUAGACAGCGUGUGCCUAUAUAACAACGGAAAUUGCAGUCAUUUAUGUCUACCUUCUCAUAGUUCGGCCAUAAUAUGCGAAUGUCCGAGCAGAAUGAUGCUAGAAAAAGACAACAAGACUUGCAUCCACAGGAAAGAUUGUAUGGAACACGAAAUCAUGUGCCCACUAAGCAACCAGUGUAUUUCAAGCAAACUGAGGUGUGAUGGUAAAAAGGACUGUCCAAUGGGCGAAGACGAAGAUGAUUGUAAGAAAGAACCAACCUGUCCUUUAGGGUACUUUGCUUGUAACGAUGGACAAUGCAUAAGGGAAAAGCAAGUUUGUGAUCACCAUUUUGAUUGUAAGGACAAAUCAGAUGAAUACAGAUGCGACGAAAAAGACAGACUCUCCAAGUGUGCUCCUGGUCACUUUAGAUGCGGCGAUGGUCAAUGUAUUGCCGAGAGAUUUGUAUGCGAUGGGGCAACCGAUUGCCUGGACCACUCCGAUGAAUCAAAAUGCCUCAGUUCUACUUGUUUGGACACUCAGUUUAGAUGCGAUUCUGGAGCUUGCAUCCCCAAAAGCUGGGAAUGCGACCACGAAUACGAUUGCAAGGAUCUUUCCGAUGAACAUUCUGGAUGCGAGUCUAUUACGUGCGCCUCGUACAUGUUCACGUGUUCCAACGGCAAAUGCGUCGACAAGAGUCUGACCUGCGACCAAUCCGACGAUUGCGGCGACAAUUCCGACGAAAUGUCAUGCUCCGUUCACCUGAAUACUGCGUUCUGUGCCUUUGACGAGUUCUCUUGCGGAUUCAACGAUACAUUCUGUCUACCGCUGUCUGCUCGGUGCAACGGAACUACCGAAUGUUCUCAAGGACAAGACGAAAAGGACUGUUCUAAGUGCGAUUCUGAGUCGUUCGAGUGUGGAAACAAAAAAUGUGUGCCUAAGGAGUGGGUUUGCGAUGGUGCCGAUGAUUGCGGGGAUAACAGCGACGAGAACAGUACUAUUUGUAGGAGCGGAUCUAAGAAAUCAGUGCUGAUGUUAAAGUACCACUAUAAGCCUUGCGAAAAUGGAUUCAGAUGCAAAUCCGGUGCUUGUAUUUCAUUGGACCUCCUCUGCAACGACAAGCACGAUUGUUACGACGAGUCUGAUGAAGGGGGACUCUGCUCGAAAUCUUGCGAUCGCACCUUCAACCCGUGCUCCCAAAAAUGCAUCAGAACACCUGCUGGGCCUAUGUGUGUCUGCGACAAAGGAUACAGAUUAAAGGGUGAUGGAAGAUCGUGUGAAGAUAUUAACGAAUGUGAUCAGAGUCCUCCAGUAUGCAGUCAAAUUUGUGUGAACACGCCUGGUGAUCACUUGUGUGAUUGUUACGAGAACUUUACGUUAAGGGGUGAUAAAAAAUCGUGUAAGGCUAUUGGCAAACCGAUGUCUUUAGUUUUUAUAUCGGACAACCAAAUACGAGAACUGACUCAAAACUCCUUAAAAAUCGUCUAUUCGGAUGAAAUGCCUAAAGUGACAGCAAUGGACGUAUCGAUGAAAGACCGAAACAUCUAUUUCACUAUCGAAAACUCGCCGACAAUUCAAAAAAUCGAUACAGCCACUAAAAAACGACAGUACAUCGAAAAUAUCGGACACCCAAAGAAGAUUGCCUACGACUGGUCUACAGGUCACAUCUAUUACUAUAAUGCCCAAUCAGACGACAAGUCCAUCAGUAUCUGUAGUUUCGUCGAGAUGUCCUGCUCAAAACUUAUCGAUAUCGACUUGCACAGGCACGUAUCGGAAUUAUCGAUAGACGCGGUGAACGGAGUGAUGUUCUACUCUCUGGCAAGUUGGUUCGUGUUCAAUUCGCCUAGUUACGUCAUUUAUCGAACAAAUUUGGACGGGAGCAACAAGAAGGAGAUUGUCAGGAGUACCAAUGGUUAUGUAACUGGAAUAACAUACGAUUCAAACAAGAAGCUUCUGUACUAUGCCGAUCAACACCAAGGAAAAAUAUUCGAAAUGACAUACGAGGGAACUCAAAAUAAUGCAAUUUUCAAUGAUUUCCAUCGCAUAGUAGGCUUAAAAUUCUUCGAAAACCAUCUUUAUUUCUCAGUGAGUAACGGAGAUGUCACCAAAUGUCAACUAUACGACUCCCAAACUUGUUCAACCUUCAAAAUCCACGCCUACAGCCACGACGGGUUCCUAUUGGUUCAAGAGGGGCUUCAACCGGAAGUACAGUCGCCUUGCGUCAACCACACCUGUCAAAAUUUGUGCGUGCCUAGCGCAGAGGAGCAUAGAUGUCUCUGUGGUAGCGGGGAGGUUAUUGAACCUAGCCAAAGAUGCUCAAGUAACUUGAGAAUGAAUCACAAGGAAGGCGAAGCUCCUAAAUUUCACUCAGUUGAUUCGAAGCCUCUAACAAAAGAUGGUGGUGCUGGAAAUGGUACUGCUGUGUCUGUUGUUGUCGUAUCUAUCGUCAUCAUACUCGUAGCAGUUGUUCUGAUCAUUUACGCUAGGAAAAGACACUCUGGUCAAAUGAACAUAAGUAUGAAAUUCUAUAACCCGACAUAUAGGAAGCAAGAUGACGGUAUGUCUCGCCCGAUUUUAACACCUGGUCAGCACGAGUACACUAACCCUAUUCAAGAAACUCAGAGAAGAGAAUCUCAAGUUAGUUUUGAACAGAACGACACUAGAUUGAUCAGUAUGUCAUAGUAAAAGAAAAAAUAUUUUUGAAAGUUAACUUAUUUUAUUGUUAUUUUAUGUGUUUUUUUUUUAAUUUAGUUUGUAACGUGUUUUGUCUGUCAAAUUUUAGAAAAAAAAAAUGUUGAAUAUUGUUGAUCAAAUGAAAUGAAAAAAAAAUGUGAUAGUUUUUUUAAUAUAAAUUUAAAAUAUUGUUGAUACUAUUUAUUAGAGUUUAUAAAAAGUGUUUAUAUUUUUUGAAUAAAGGUU